Mucor velutinosus is the source of this 1098-nucleotide messenger RNA. RefSeq lists its product as uncharacterized. Lineage: Eukaryota; Fungi; Mucoromycota; Mucoromycetes; Mucorales; Mucoraceae. Gene Ontology annotation, cellular component: endoplasmic reticulum; membrane. The record is from RefSeq and is a predicted model, not a curated record. Gene Ontology annotation, biological process: lipid biosynthetic process; fatty acid metabolic process. The transcript has a single exon. The coding region runs from base 1 to 1098 and encodes 365 amino acids. Gene Ontology annotation, molecular function: fatty acid 2-hydroxylase activity; iron ion binding; heme binding.
AUGGAGGAAUACACUUUAAAGGACGUUUCCAAGCAUCAAAACGCUGAUUCUUGCUGGGUGGUAUAUAACGGCAAAGUGUACAAUGUGACAGAAUUCAUUCAAGAUCAUCCAGGUGGAGACGACCUCAUUUUGGACUACGCAGGACAAGAUGUUACUGCAGUGAUGAAGGAUGUAUUGGAGCAUGAACACUCUGACUCGGCUUACGAGAUUCUGGAAGAAUAUUGCAUUGGCACGAUUGUCGAUACACCGGCUGCCCGUAUGGAUGCUCCAGCGGUAAAGGGUUUGUCGCUUCAUGAACAGCGUAUGGCAUUGUUGGAAGAGGAGGAGGAGAGCAAGACAUUUGGCAAGGAAGAUUUCAGACCGUCUGAAACCGAUAUCAGCUCGGAUGUCAAGAAGAACCAAUUCUUGGAUCUCAGUAAAGCACUGGUGCCUCAACUCAUUCGUGCUCGGUAUACAAAGGAAUUCUAUCUGGAGCAGGUUCACAAGCCUCGUUACAUGAGCGGACCAGCCAUCUUCUUUGGUCAUCCCUUAUUAGAGCCAUUGACAAAGACAGCGUGGUACAUUAUCCCCUCUAUCUGGAUCCCCUAUGUAGGCUAUCAAUUAUACCAGUCAUUUGCCUAUGGGUACAGUCAAGGCACAUGGAUGUCAUUUGCAUUGGGUAUCGUUAUCUGGAGUUUGUUAGAGUACAUCCUGCAUCGCUUUUUUUUCCACUUGGAUGAAUUGCUGCCAGAUCACCAAGCAGCAUUUGUAUUGCAUUUUGUCAUUCAUGGAUUCCACCACUAUUUGCCCAUGGACAAGCUGAGACUGGUGAUGCCCCCUACACUCGCCAUCAUCAUUGCCUAUCCUCUUGUCUCCCUCGGCCACUUUUUGUUUCCUCCGAUGAUGGCUCAUGGCGUUGUUGCAGGCGGCUUCUUUGGCUACAUUUUGUAUGAUUGUACUCACUACUAUCUGCAUCAUGCUCGCGUAUUCAAGUAUCAUUUCAGAGAGAUGAAAAAGUACCACAUGGCACAUCAUUACAAGAACUAUGAAAGCGGCUACGGUAUUACAUCCAAGAUCUGGGAUUACUGCUUUGGCACUGUAUUGCAAUACACCAACUAA